This is a messenger RNA of Drosophila willistoni, 1775 nucleotides long. RefSeq names its product zinc finger protein 675. Gene Ontology annotation, biological process: regulation of transcription by RNA polymerase II. The transcript has a single exon. Gene Ontology annotation, molecular function: DNA-binding transcription factor activity; RNA polymerase II cis-regulatory region sequence-specific DNA binding. NCBI's taxonomy places the organism in Eukaryota, Metazoa, Arthropoda, Insecta, Diptera, Drosophilidae. The coding region runs from base 120 to 1670 and encodes 516 amino acids. The record is from RefSeq and is a predicted model, not a curated record.
GAAAAUUGGCAUCACUGUUGAACACAGCUGACAGCGCUAAUUGCUUGAAUUAAAUUAAUCUCUGGGUUUAUUUGGAUUUGUUUGUGGAUUACGAUCGAGAUUUGACUUGCAUUGGGAAAAUGAUGAAACUGGAGUUGCCUGGUGAAACAAGAUGCGGCGAAGUUUUUUAUAAAGGCCCUGCCAGUUACGAAGUUAAUUGUUUGUUUUGUAGCCAAAAAUUGAAAUACUCAAAUUUUCUCAAUCAUGUUCGGCUAAAGCAUUUGAAAGAUCUGGAGGAUAAGGAUGUAAGGCUUCGGAAAAGGAAAUUACCGCAGGAGAAGGAGUCAGAGUCAGAGGAGUUGUGUAAACGUGAGCUAAGGCCGAAAUCUCUGAGACAUCAGGCCAAAGCAUCUCCUUCCCCAAUACCCAGCAACAAUUCCAAUAAUGAUGAUGAUGAUGAUGAUGAUAAUAAGGAAGAAAAGAUCGAAUUCAUGGAUACAACGCCGAAAGACAGCCGCAAAGUCCAUGCUGUUAACAAAUUAGACGAAAAGGAAUUGCAAAAUGCUUCAUUAGAUGCCUUAUUAGAUAUGGAUUGGACGGCAUAUGCCAGUGAAGAGGAACUUGCCGAUGUCGAGGAGCAAGACCAAGAAUCGGAGAAGGUAGAUGAUCUUGAGGACGAUGCCAAGGAUAUGCUCUUCCCGUGUGAUAAAUGCGAUCGAGCCUAUGUAUCAAAACGAAGCCUACAGAGUCACAAACGUCACAAGCAUAGCGACAAACCGAAGAUUUUGCCCCAGAAACCCGCCAUGACCAUAGAUGGACACAGAAAGAAGGCGAAACCAGCCCCCAAAGUCUUUCAGUGUGAUAAGCCUGGCUGCAGCGAAACAUUUCGCAAUGAGCGAGACUUACGUGCCCAUCAUUGGAAGCAUACGGGCAUGGUUUGCGAUAUUUGUGGCAAACCCUUCACCCAAAUCGGCAACAUGUUGCGGCAUAGGGAACGCCACAGUGGCAUUAAAUCUCAUAAAUGUCAGGAACCCGACUGCGAGGCUUCAUUCUAUACCAAGAAGGAAUUGAAUUCGCAUAAAAUUUGCCAUACUGGAAGAAUGCCUUGCAUAUGCGAAAUAUGCGGAAGACCCUGCCGUGAUAGGGGCGUCCUAACCGCCCAUAUGCGUCGUCAUACGGGCGAGAGGCCAGCGAAAUGUGAGAUAUGUAACAAAGCCUUCUAUAGCUUUCACGAUCUCAACGUUCAUGCUGUCUCGCAUACCAAUUUACGACCAUUUGUAUGCGACAUUUGUGGUUCAACGUUUCAGCGGAAAAAGGCUUUGCGUGUGCAUAAAUUACUCCAUUCCGGACAACGGAAAUAUCCCUGCAAGUUAUGCCAGAAAAGUUUCGCUCAAUCGGGUGGUCUUCAUGCACAUAUGCGAACACAUGAUUCCGGAUCAAGGCCAACCAAGGCAAUGCCAGUGCCAGCAGCAACUGAAAUACCAACAACGACGACAAUAGCUUCGGUACCAGUGACAGUGCCAGUGCCAGCACUUGAAACCACACUGGAGAUUGAUCACAUUUCACAAGAGGAGCACGAGGAGGCCAUAACAGUCAUUGAGAUUAUUGAAGAACCAGCCACAGGCAUUACAAUGGCCAUUAACAUUGAUGAUAGUGCCGAACUUGAUGCAGCCACUUGGACUGUCGCCUAGACACCUCUUCAAAAUAAUUACUAGAUUUAAUUAAUUAAGUUGCUUUUGUUAUUAAGUUUUGUCUCGAUUUGUUAUACCCUUGCAAAAAGGUCAGAAGUGUGCAAC